CAGACAUGGAGUCUAAGAAGGUGGUGCUUGAUGAUCAGUUGGGGACUUUAUCGGGGUAUCAGUUCCGAGAGCUCCUCACUGACGUCGCUGACUCCUUUGAUCUGGACAAUGAACAUAUAACAACCAUUAGAUCAUACGAAGCCAAUCUAUACGUGGGGACUUCAAAGGGCAAGAUAUUGCACUAUCAUCUCUUCGAAGAUGCACCCAGCUACAUUCUAAUAACACAAUUAUCGAUUCUGGAUGAACCAGUGACAAAGAUGAUCAUCUUGCCUCAAACUCAAAGAGCUUUGAUACUUGCUGGAGGUACAGCCACUCUAUAUUCACUUCCUGAGUUGACACCUUCAAACAUUGGAAAGAUUAGAGACGCCCAUGAUAUUCUGCUCCUCUCAUAUUCCGUGCAUGCUACAACGCAGUCUCGAGCUCCAGUCCAGAAUGACAAGAUUAUAGCCUUUACUCCCCAGAAAAUACGGAUUCUUCAGGUGGGACCAGACCAAAUCAAGUUACUCAAAGAUGUGAACUAUUCCAAAGCCAUCAAAGGCAUUUCAACAGCAUCUGCUAUGUCUAGCAACUACAGCAACUUGGUAUUGGUCGCCAAUGAUUCUCACUAUGAUAUCAUCGAUUUGAAACAUACUAGAAAAAUACCUUUAUUCGAAUAUUCCAAUGGCUCAAAUAGAAAUGUCAAUCCCUACAUUAUUCCCUUCAAUGCAGAAGACAAAGAGGAGGAAGAGUAUCUUUUGACCAUCAGCUCGGACGAAACUACAUCAAUGUCCAUGUUCAUUAAUCCACUUGGGGAUGUCACUAGGGGCACAAUCACUUGGAUCGAAGAAGGGUACCCCAGUGGAGGUGUCGUUAUUGAAUGGCCAUAUGUGGUGGGACUAUUCAGUUCUUCAAAAGAUAAGAAUAAGUUGAUUUUCAGCUCAUUGGAAACUUUUGAAGUCGUAGCAUCUACAAGCUUGGACCAGAAGCAGCCAGACAAUAUGACAAAUGAAGAUAGAAGUGUUACAGAGUUUCAUGCUCCUGGUCUGGAGCUCAACCAUCAGGAACUUCAACAAGACAAUGCUGACCUCAAUAAAAUCGAUGAUAAAGAUCCCCUAUCAAAAGAAGAGGAGAACUUGAAAGAUGAUACGACAAAACUGGACGUCUCCAAAAACGCAGAAAGUGAUCAGGAAUCACUGUCAAUACCCAACACCGAGUUGAACAAAGAAACUGAUACCAUAGAAAAACAAAUUACUGAUGAAGUGACCUUAACUUCAAAAGAUAUUGAACCUAAAGCCUCCAAUUCGGAAAUGAACGACACUACCACUGAUAGUUUGCAAGUUUGUAAGGUUACACAAAUCAAGCUUGAUAACCAAUCAUUAAAUGACAAACUUUCCAGAAUCAACCUACUCACCAAAGAAAGAGAAUUGCCGGGGAUAUCUGAAGUUGAUAAAGGAUCGAUUCUUAUCUACAGCAAGUCAAAAGUUUGGCUAACAUAUCAGCUACACCAAAUUGAUGAAAUAUUAAUUUUAUUCCAUAAAGCAUUACUAUCAAGUACUACCAAUGAGUUUUCCAAGGCAUUGCAAUCAACGUUUGAUUCCUUUAAAGGGCUAAAGCACGAUUUCUUAUUGUAUUUGCUUAUUAUUUGUGACUUUCUCGAUGAAAACUAUGACAAUACCUUGAAGUAUCUAACUCGUAUCAAAGGGGGCGAGCUUAUUAUUAGUCCGUUGUUUGUCGUGCACUUUCUUUCUACGGCUGAACUAAAAGGAUCGGACAACUUUCUGAUAUUUAAAGGAAUUCUUGAAAUUUGCGAUGGUGUGAAAUUCAAGAAAUCUGAUGCCUUCGUUGCAUCUUACUUGAGCGAAGUAUACCCAGACCUAGUUAAGAAUGAUAAAACAUCAUGCCAAGUGAUUCGAACAUUAUUUUACGUUCAAUUUUCAGACUUAAAGCAAGCAUAUGAUUUUUUCAAAAACAAUGAUCAGGAUAAUUGGAUGGAACUUGACUCGACUAACAACGAAAUUAUUAAAAUCCUCCAAGGGAAAUCAAUUUCGCCAAUCCUAUAUGUCAUUUAUGAGAAACUACUAGCAGUCAGUUCUGCAAAUGUUCCGGAAAUAAUAGAGUCAUAUUGCUCGAUGUGUUUAGAGCUUUUGAGUGGUGAUAUUAUUAUUUUGGAGCAGUUAAACAUCACUAAAGAUCAGCUUAUAGACAAGAUUCUUGGUCAAUUACAAAAAAAUAUUGAAAAUGAAAAUGCUUAUUCAAAGUAUCUAUUAGAGGUUUUAAAGAUAGACUCAGAGAGAUCUUUUCAGUACUUGAAAAAGCACAAGAAUAGCAAAUUCAAGGAUACACAUAAAAGAAUUAUGGAUGAAAUAUCACAUUCUCACACUAACGAACUAGAUUUUUCACUUCUCCGUAUAGAAUAUUUGGAGGGUAGUUGGAUUGACUCCAACUACAAAAUAGAGGAAUCAAAGGAAUUGAUUUCUGAGCUUAUAAAAGUAUUAAUUUCUCCCACAGUAUUGAGCAAUGAGAAUAGGAUCAAUUUCGAAAUUUUGCUUGCAACAUUUAAGGUUGAAAACUCUUUGCAAGAAACAAAAUGGCCCAAACUUGAAUGGAUUGAUUAUGUACAUUUGAAUUUGAACAGAAAUGAAGCCAAAGAGCUUUUGAAGUUGUACCUAAAAGUAUUCGAGUUGCUAUAUCACAUGAAGUCGAAUGGGUGGAAUAUUGAAAAUUAUUUGGAAGACUUGUCCAACAUUGAGGGCAGGCUUUUUGAUUACUUAACUUAUCUCACCCCAAAAAAUACAGAAUCAAUCAUCGAUCUGCUCUUGGAAUUCCAUGAUUUCUCAUGUGCAGAACACUUUGCAAUUCACGGCAGUUUACCAUUUUCUUCUCAUUCACUUUAUUUCAAGGACUCUUCAUUUAUCAAAUCAAAAGAAACCAGUUUCACCAGUGGGGCAAUUAAAUCAAACUUACAGAGGAUUUUGGACCAUUACAUACGGGAAGAUGAAGCUGACUCCUUAAACAUUGCUUGCAUACGACACUUUGCUUGCACAUAUGGUUACUCCAUAUUCUCACCAACGGAAAUGCUCAACUUACUACCACAAGACAUUCCAGUUAUACAUCUCCUUCAGUACCUCGAGGGUGUAAUUAUAGACUUGAAGGCCCAGAAUCGAGAAGGGAUAGUCAAAAAGGCCCUCAGCAAGGCUGACUCGGCAUUCACAAGCAAGCUUUACAAAGAUCUUUCUCUGUAA
Molecule: messenger RNA, 3221 nt
Organism: Suhomyces tanzawaensis NRRL Y-17324
Lineage: Eukaryota; Fungi; Ascomycota; Pichiomycetes; Serinales; Debaryomycetaceae
Product: CORVET complex subunit
Exons: 1
Coding region: 6-3221 (1071 amino acids)
Biological process (GO): endosomal vesicle fusion; autophagy; vesicle-mediated transport
Cellular component (GO): cytoplasm; fungal-type vacuole membrane
Source: RefSeq, a predicted model, not a curated record